This is a messenger RNA of Trachemys scripta elegans, 1959 nucleotides long. It is a transcript of the gene TOMM40L, whose product is annotated as translocase of outer mitochondrial membrane 40 like. Lineage: Eukaryota; Metazoa; Chordata; Testudines; Emydidae. Gene Ontology annotation, cellular component: mitochondrial outer membrane; mitochondrial outer membrane translocase complex. Gene Ontology annotation, molecular function: transmembrane protein transporter activity. The transcript has 9 exons. Gene Ontology annotation, biological process: protein import into mitochondrial matrix. The coding region runs from base 912 to 1829 and encodes 305 amino acids. The record is from RefSeq and is a predicted model, not a curated record.
GCAGCACAAGGGCUAAUUCCCGAGAACAAGCGGUACAAAGCAGUGAGCCGGCAAAGCCCCCGGGGCCUCCGUCAACAGCUGCUCCGCUCACCCCGUGCCCCCCAGGGACCCGCGUGCCCGACCCCUCGCCCCCAGCCCGACGGCACAUGGGGGGCGGGUGCCCGCUUCCAACAUGGCGUCCGGGGCGGCGGCCGCUCCCGUGAAGCCACUUCCUGCGGGGGCGGGGCCCGGGCGCAAGAUGGCCGCGCCCAACAAGCUCAGGGUGAGCGGAGUCCAGCCAGGGGGCCGGGCCGUGUGAACGCCGGGCGGGGGCCAGCCCGGGGCGGCAGCGCCCAGAGGCACCGUGCGGGGCAGCCCCCCGGCUGGGGAGCCCCCUGCAUCCAGCCCCCCCAAACCCUGCCUGGGGAGUUCCUUCUACACCAGCACCCCCAACCCCGCACCCCUACAUCCCCUCCCCUUGAUCCCACUGCCCAUCCUGCCCCCUGACAACUAGCCCUCCAACCCCCACCGAGGGCAGCCUGCCCCCCGACAACUAGCCCCCCAUUCCCCCUUGCCUUGUGGGCAGUUACCCCCUCUCUCCACCUCAGGACACCCUGCCCCCCGUGCACCCCAGCUCCUGUGGGCAGCCAGCCCCCCUCCCGGGCUCCGAGCUGUGCUGCGGGGUGCUGGCCCAAAGGGCUGGGGAGUGGGGACAGCUCCGUGCAGGUGUUGGACCCCGCUGGGUGUCAUGUGCGUAAGGUCCCUGGGGCAGGGGGCAGCUGGGUGUGCUCUGACUGGGGAAUCCGCGGGCACCUGCUGAUCCCAAACUCUCCGGGUCUUUCCUCCUCGGACUGGAGGCAGAGAUUUGAGGGUGGGUUGGAGGGCGGUUACACCCCUGCAUCCCAGGGCCAGGCGGCACGGCCUGCGGGGCGAUGGGGAACGUGCUGGCACCAGCGCUCAACUUGCACAGACCUCUGCGCCGGCAGGAGCCGCUUACCAACCCAGGCAGCUUCGAUGAGCUCCAUCGGAAAUGCAAAGAAGUCUUCCCCCAGCAGAUGGAAGGGGUGAAGCUGAUCCUCAACAAGGCCCCGAACAACCAUUUCCAGGUCGCCCACACCGUUCAUAUGAGCACAGUCGGCCAGUCCAGCUACCACUUUAACACCACCUACGUAGGAGACCGGCAGCUUAGCCCCACCGAGACUUUCCCCAUGCUUGUCGGGGACAUCGACAACUGCGGGAGCCUCAAUGCUCAGGUGCUGCACCUGGUGGCGGAGCGGAUCCGCACCAAGGCCGUCUUCCAGACACAACAGGCCCGGUUUGUGACGUGGCAGUUCGAUGGGGAGCUCCGUGGCGAUGACUACACGGCCACACUGACGCUGAGCAACCCCGAUGUGCUCAGCCAAUCAGUCAUUGUGGUGGCGCACUUCCUGCAGAGCGUGACCUCACGGCUGGUGCUGGGCGGGGAGAUGGUGUAUCACCGGCGCCCGGGCGAGGAGGGCGCCAUCGUCACCCUGGCAGGGAAGUACACGGCUCGCAAGUGGGUGGCGACGCUGAACAUUGGUUAUGGCGGGGCCCAUGCCAGCUACUACCACAGAGCCAACGAGCAGGUGCAGGUCGGGGUGGAGUUGGAGGCCAACACCCGACUUCAGGACACGACCUUCGCCUUCGGCUACCAGCUCAACCUGCCCCCGGCCAACGUGGUCUUCCGAGGCCUCCUGGACAGUAACUGGUGCGUGGGGGGCGUCCUGGAGAAGAAGCUGCUGCCUCUGCCCGUCACCCUGGCCCUGGGCGCCUUCCUCAACCACUGGAAGAACCGUUUCCACUGUGGCUUCAGCGUCAUCGUGGGCUGAGGGGGCAGUGCUCUCGCCCCAGCUGCUGGAGGCAGGGCAGAGCCUGGCACCAAGUGGAUUCUGACUGGUUUGCUCCGGUGGGAGCAGGAUCCUGGCCGUGUGCGUGGGGCAGGGCCGUUCACCGCAGCCU